Schistosoma intercalatum is the source of this 1465-nucleotide messenger RNA. Lineage: Eukaryota; Metazoa; Platyhelminthes; Trematoda; Strigeidida; Schistosomatidae. The record is from the annotation of a GenBank genome assembly.
AUUGGUAUAGACUUUCUACUCAUUUUAAAACAUCUAUUUUAGUCUACAGUCUUGAUAAGAAAGAAAUAUUUUGUUGCUCAAGCUGUCUUUUAGUGUGUAAACUACGCUUACCCAACAAACUAGUGGAAAAAGAAUUGGGAGUACUGUAUACGGCACACUCAUUGAUUAAUUUUCUCUCCAACCGCGUAUAUCAGUAUUUGUAAAAUUUACAGGAGUUGGAUUUAUCUCCAAGCUGGAAGCAAUGAACAGUUUAUGUUAUUUACAAUGAUACUUGAUAUUUCGAAAUCAGACAACACAAUCAAUAAAACCUACAAAGGUCGAAACUAGUGUUUUAUUACGUAAAUAGUAGAAGCGGUUGAGUCAAGUGUGAUAGUUUGACCUGUUUCGUGCUAAUGUUUUAUGGGAAGUAGUAUUAGUUGUAUCACAGAGAUAGAUAUGGCUAAUAAACUAUUACCUGCUGCUGUCAUAGCUUCUCGCUCAAAACAUUCUGCUACAUUGAUUUUCUUACAUGGAUUGGGUGACACAGGGCAUGGUUGGUCGGACACUUUAAAGGAAUAUGUUCCGGACUACUUCAAGAUUAUAUGCCCUCAUGCGAAUUCAAUACCAGUCACACUCAAUGGAGGGAUGUGCAUGCCAGCAUGGUAUGACAUAUAUGCUCUAAGUGAAAACGCUAAACAAGAUGAAGCAGGAAUAAAGGAGGCAUCGCUCGAAUUAGGAAAAUUCGUUGAAGCAGAAAUAAAAUCCGGAGUCCCCAUCGAGAAUAUAGUUAUCGGAGGUUUUUCACAAGGUGGUUCAGUGGCCCUCUAUAAUGCACUAACGAGCACUUUACGGUAUGGUGGGGUUGUUGCUUUCAGUUGUUGGCUUCCACUCCAUACAAAAUUUAUGUCCUCACCUACACUCUUGACUAUGCCCAAGGACGUCCCAGUUUUCCAGUGUCAUGGAUUGGAGGAUUAUACAAUUCCUUUUGCCAUGGGAAAGUUAACUCAUGAGCUUCUGAAAACUUUCCAGUUAUCCAAAUGUGAACUCAACUGUUAUCCUCAAUUAUCUCACUCGUCAUGUGAAAAGGAAAUGGGAGAUCUCCGAACAUUCUUGUCAAAAAACAUACCUGAAAACUGGUUCUCGUACAACUUUUCAUUUUUUAUUACUUUUAAACGGGAAGCCGUCAGUUAAUACCUAGUUAUUCUGACUAGUUAAAUUUUCGAAUAUCGGAUCAAUAUUUGGUAAGGUACAUAGACAAAUUAUUUUACUGGCUGUUUUACCACCCAAUUCUUUGUAUCAACGUGAAAUGAGUUAAAUAAACUUUUUCUAUCCUUAUCUAUGGCUUUUAAGUCAGUGAUUUGGUGGUGCAGGUUUUUGAAUUGCGUUUGUGUAUCAAUCUCUUGUUGAUAUUGUUAUUCAGAAUGAGUUUUAAAUUCACGACACGGUAAUUCAUUAUAAACCUUGUUUCGCUUUAUGUUUGACAGAC